Molecule: messenger RNA, 3878 nt
Organism: Ooceraea biroi (clonal raider ant)
Lineage: Eukaryota; Metazoa; Arthropoda; Insecta; Hymenoptera; Formicidae
Source: RefSeq, a predicted model, not a curated record
CUCGUCGAGACACGUCGUUCUCCUGCCAGUCGGACCUCCGCGAUCCGAUCGUCGCGACGUGCCAUCGUCGUUGUCUUCUCGCGGACGAGCGUUUCCCUUGACCGCGUGCGAUUUAACGCGACGACCGGCGAUUUCCCGUAGAUCAUGAGGUUCUGAAGCAAGCUGUCCGGAACUUGGUACCCCGCUGCAUAACGUAUUUCUCCGCUUCUGUUGGUUUUGCUGUCUUUCUUGGAGAUUUUCGGCAGGAGAUCCAGAUGACAACGAUGAGGAGAUGCCAGGUCAGCUCGCUUUUGUUUCUCGUGAUCCUGACGCUCGGCGCGUGCGAUGGCGAGUUACCGAAACCGAGCUAUACCAGGACGAUGUUGAAGGUCUCCCGGAGUCUGCCGGGUGAGACGGAGGAACUCAAAGUACGGACGAGCGAAGGGAACCUGGCCACCUUGAUCAUCAAGCGGCGAGACAAGCCAUCACCAUCAUCAUCGACGUUUCUUGACAAUUCCAAGCUCGCACCAAAGCCCACUCAGAACGAGAAUGUCAUCGCAAGUACUAAAAACUUCUCCCUGAGCGAGUCAAGAGUCACCGAUGAUGGAAACGAUGCUCAGAAGAAGAGCGAAAUCCGGAGACUCGAGAACGCGCAAGUCGAGCAGAUCCGCGCGACAUUUUCCAAAACUUCAUCGGAGCCAAAAGAUGAGAAGACCGUCGUGAACCGUCGGAUCGAUGAAAAAGUAACGUUCCCUGAAAAAGAUCGAUCGAUCAGUGGCAGCAGUACAAUCGAUUACGGAAACUGGACGCCGCUAAGCGUGGACGGACGCGCCCUAAAACAGGAUGAGGAGUCACGGGAGGAAGAGGUGGAAGAGUACCGAAACUGGAGACCACUGCAGACGACUCUAAGCACCAUCACCGAGGAGAGAACCAACUACGAUGGACACGGCGACGUCGAAUUCGGCAGGGUUGAGAUCUUGCGGAAGGUUCCGUUCGCCAGGAGUUCGCAGGAUCAGAGAACACAGCGGAACCUGGAGAACCCCGGCUCCCUCGAUAAGGACGGCGAGAAGAACGAGCGGGCGCUGCAUUAUGCGUAUGUGCCACAUAAACCAGGACCAAGGACGAACAUUGGCGCGAAUCUGUUGAAGAAUCGGGAUGGCAAGGCGGUGCCACCAGAGGUGAUCGUGCGUUCGGAGAUCAACGUGAAAGCGGCGCCGAAGAGAUCACCCAUGUCAUUGGACAGCGACGGCACGCCGGUGAUUCACGGCACGAGAGUGCCCGACGACCCUAUCGACAAGGUGCAGGUCUGGCGGAACGCACGGGUCAUCAACAAUAAGCUGGUCCUUCCCGAAAGCAAUCCGACUAUCUCUGCGGAGCCGUCAGUUGGUCCUUACUCCGACAGCGUCGAGAAAGAGCAGAUGUUCCAGAAAUUCUUCAAAGACAUCAAUCGAAGGUACGGUCGCAAUUACGACGAGGAAGGUCGCAACGUGUACUUCGAAUGGGAUCCGCGGAACUACAAAAGCGAAACGUUGAAAGCGGAAGUGUACGAGCCGCGCAAUGACUACCGCGCGAACGUGCACAAGCGGAUGCUGCACCCGGAUGGCAUCGCUAGCUACCCGAUCUCGCAGCGUUACAUACCCGACAGCCAGACGAUCGCGCCGGUAGCUCUGAAGCCUGGUGCGCGCGCACCCGUGCUUCAAUAUGCUCAUCCGGAACUGGGCGUGCAACCGGCCAAAAUCUUGAAGAACGAGAAACGUCGUCCUGACAACUUCCCUGAAAAUCAGCACUCGUUCACCGAGCAGCGGCACAAGAAGAAGUACGUGCUCAACGACAAGAGUAUCGUCGACAGCUACACCACGAAGAACUACUACCCAAACCAGCACUUUUACGGUCUGAAGCGACCGAAUGAGCCGCCGUUCUGGGUGAAGAUCUCUGAGAACCUGAAGAACCAGUUCUCUACCGGCGUGGAGAAGAUGUCGCAGUUCACCAGACCGGUGAUCGAUCCUCUGGUGGAAGCUACUCACAAGAUCUCGCAGAACCUUGGCCUGUCCAACGGCAAGGAGGCGCAGGACAAAAUCGGCACGGUGGCAUCAGGCACCAGCAUCCUGAUACCAGCACUGGGUUUGGUCGCGUCAGGUGCCGCUCUCGGAAUUGGUGCCGUAGCGGUAGGCCGGUACCUCGACGUCGAUGUGCUGAAGCGAUCAAAUGUGGAUGCACUUGAUCUGGAGCACAAACGAGCGCUAGAAGCCGGUGCGUACCUGGCAGACACAAGUGGGAAUACAAACGCGCCUCUGUACAUCUCCCGAGAAGAUAUUCACUCCGAAACUAAUGAAGCGGCGAAUGAGAGUGCAAGAAUGAUGAGGAACGAUGAGGGAGUCUUCCUAGUCCUGGGAGAGGACAAGCAAAACGCCGAAAGGGUUGAGAAUCGGGAGAACAAACAGAUGGUGGAGGAACGCGACUAUGUGCAGACCAGCGGACGGCGAAGGAGAAGUCUCGGCUUCUUGGACGUCUUCAAGAUAGCCGAUGCAAGGAACUCGGCGCACGGCAAGAGCUUUCAGCGGAAAGGGGCUGAUGCCAUUAGCGAGAUCGUAGAGAUCGACGUACCCGCGGAUUCUGGUCGCAUCGACAUCACCGAACUUCUAAUUCCGAAGAGGGAGAAGGGUAAGAAGAGUGACUCGAACGAGAACACUGUUCUGAUCGUCGAAGAUGAUCCAAAAGGCCUACCGGAAAGCUCCAAACCAGACGUGGCGGAAUGGAACGCAUUGGGGAAUGUCGCGAAAAUCGUUGAUGACAUCAUGGAUGAUUCGACGAGGAAGAACAACGAUCGACCGCGAGAAGACCGGAGAAACUACUCUGCUGCUUCUCUGGCAUUAGACAACAGAUCGCAAAACUUCGAGAGAGAAAUGAAGAGGGUCGAAAGGAUUGAGAGUGCGGAUAAUCAGCGGAAGGACACUGGAAGACAAAAGCGAAGCGCUGAUAGUGAUCAAGAGCUGUUGGACGCUUUGCAGAAUCUAGAGAACGCGGAGGUGGCCGAGGUCGCUCAUAUACGAGGCGACUGGGCAAGCACGCCGUGCGCAAAGAGGAUAUUCUGUGACACGAUGAUUCAGAGGGGCUCGGAUGCCUCGGUGCUGAUGGAGAAGAAGAUGGCAGCCUUGUUGAGACUGAUUCAGCCCGGGGCGGCCGUCCAGGUGUCCAGUCAUUUUGAAGAGGUCAUGAACGCCGUUAGGAGACACGACUGCUCCGGCUUCCUGUGUCCGCAGGCGAGACCCGGCAACGUCUUCCUCUAAAUGAGAUUGCAGCCUUCGCACGGUUGAUCCUCUUCCCGCAACUCGGCGCUUCUAAUCCUCACCAGUUCCUGGCUGCGGAACAGUUCCGCUUCGCUUUCUUACGCUUGAUUUCUGCGUGUUGCAUUUCGUGAAAUGGACGAGCACGUCGAAGCGAGAGAUUCCAUCUCGAGACUCGGGAGAGCGCGUCUUCCGUGCCUUGUCAAAUCACAUUCUGCGUCUACGACGACUUCGGAAUUGAUUAUGCGUUCUCGUGAGAUACGUCGGUGCCUGUUGUGCCGAUAACUUGUGUACAUACUUGCCAUCGAGGCGAUCUUAUUUAAUAUUCACUCAUAUCUGUAGUUUGUAGAUGAUUAAGCGUACAAUUUAAGGGAGAAAAACGAAAGUCCGUGAGGCGUGAGGCGAGUCGCGUCUCCCACAACUUUCGAAUUCGCCAACGUGUGAUGGACCCUUGGUGGAUCAUUCGAUCACCCUUCGGCGAAUGUUUCCGCCCGUCGCUUCAUUUCGUGUCAUCUCUGAUCUCCGCCACAGAUCACCCGGCACAGAUCGUUACACAUUACGACUUAAGGGGGGAGCCUGCUUUAGAACGCUGAAAAUAAGGUAUAUUUUACGAAU